Molecule: messenger RNA, 2142 nt
Organism: Dermacentor andersoni
Lineage: Eukaryota; Metazoa; Arthropoda; Arachnida; Ixodida; Ixodidae
Source: RefSeq, a predicted model, not a curated record
AUGGCGAUGGCUGCAAGCGACGAACGGUUGACAGCCCUACGCCAGAGUUUAUCUGAGUCUUCCUUGGCACGGUAUGCCGCGAAACGACGGUCAAGUAGGCGCCAGCUGAAUAAGCUUGUAUUAAGGCCAACACCAGCACAACAGCCGCCGCAAGAACAACCAGGUACAGCGCCGCCAGUACAACCGAAGCGAUCGUCAGCAGCAGUUAACGACAAAACGGGCAGUAGGAAGGAGGGCAGGCACAGUGACAACGAUAAGGAUCAGAAGCUCAAGCAUAGUAGUGUGGAUCAACGUGCCCCACCUCCCUUGAGUAAGACCAUUACGAGAAUCAAGGCAGGCUUCCAGUACGUGCGUGGACGAUCUGCGCAGCUUGGGCGCACUCCAAUUAUGGGCCCCGUUGUGAAGAUCCGGAGGUUUCUAGGCUCUCCGACUCAAACGGCCGCGCUGACACGCGAAGACGCACCUCAGGGCGGGCGGAAGUCGACCCAAGUGCUGACGCAGAAACCCAUGCUGAGGAGCACGCCAGCUGACGCGGUAGCACGUGACGACAGAGCUGAAGCUUCAGUAGAAGCUGAAAGAAUAACUAGAGGAAUAGCUACACAUGCAUCAGAGCGCGAACUGUUAACGGAAUCCAAGCCCUCUAGGUCAGUGGGAAGAGCGCAGUACUUCAAGACCCGGGAAUUGGAUCUCAACGCCGUGUUCGAAGAUGCACCGCCGGCCUUUCCAGUUGGCACGGAAGGCAGAUUCACGCCAGCCACGGCGACGGAGUCGCAGCAGGAGCAGGUAAAAUGGCACGAGAAGUUACAAGAACCAACGCGAGGAACGUCUCACGCGGGACAAUUGGCCAGCCAAGGUGCAAUGGGCAGGCAAGAAGAAGGGCGAGGCCAGAAAAGCAACGAAGAAGAGUUCAAGCCAUAUGUGCAAAUACGGGCCGUAUUCGAACCCCUGCUGCGCGAAAAAGGUCCCGAAACAGUGGCCCAUGCUGCCACAGUCCGAGGGGAGCCCGUGCAGACCGGCACAACGCGCUCGUCAUCACCCUGGGUACACGGAAUAGUCGCGCAAGUCGAGCGGCAGUUACAGCAACAGAUGCAGUCUCCCCAUUUCGUAAACAUUACGGCCGGAAUACAUACGCCCCACGCAUCGGCGCAGCGGCGGACGGGAUUCUACUGCCUGCAUCCACCCCCUAGUGGUUCGCUGCCACUGCUUCCACCGCUUCCCGAUGAAGCACGCGGUUCUGUAUGCGUUACGCCGGCGAGAGCGACCGCCUGCCUCCCACAGCCAGAAGUAACGCUACCACCGCAUUUGCCGCAAGCAGGAACUGCGGGAACAGUGCGACAGGCAACCCUCGGACGAUCGACGGAGGACAGAGUUGGGCAGCACAAGCUAGCGUUACGGUUUGACCCUCGAUUAAAGGCGCUGCAGUCGGUGCUCAUAAAAGCCAACUUCACUCCUAGAGUGCCGGACAAAACGGUACCAGCAGCACAGGAGGGCCCCGCCAUGCUACCCUCAACGGGGGGACCCUUCGGAGGGAUCGCCGAUGAUUCGCCGCCGUCGUCAGCUCCACCCCCGCCACCGCCGCCACCGCCGCCACCACCGCCACCACCACUACCGCCGCCGCCGUCAAGUCGGCGCCGAAGAAUUGAACCAUCCUUUUUCAAGUUUGCCGGUUCGGCCGGAUCGGAUGACAUGCCGAUGUGUGUAAUUCGAGGAGGCAUCACGCAGUCUCUCCCAAAGCUUGUGGAUAUAAAACCGCAGCAGCCCCAACAGUCCGCCAGCACUGUAUACCUGAAGAAACCGGCGGAUGAGUUGCCGAAAUCUGUAGAAGGUCUGCCGAAAGAUGCAGAUAAGUUGCCGACAGCUCCGCAAGUGCCGCCGAAAAUCCCACCUGAGCUACCGCAAUCUCUACAAGACAUUCCUCAAGUUGGAGCAGACUCGUCGGAGGCUCCUCUGGCACCACCGGCUACUCCGGGGACCUUUUCCAGAAGCGAGAAAGAUCUGGAGAGAGCGCCGAAAGAUUAUCCGCAAGCUGCAGAGGAACAGUCUGAAGCCCCGCCAGAUCUGCCUCCUAGAGCUCCACCCGAAAUAUCGCCAGGUCCACCGGAAGCCAGUAAAGACCCGUUCGACGCUGGAGGCGCGAAUUAG